Molecule: messenger RNA, 4027 nt
Organism: Triplophysa dalaica
Lineage: Eukaryota; Metazoa; Chordata; Actinopteri; Cypriniformes; Nemacheilidae
Gene: lrit3b
Product: leucine-rich repeat, immunoglobulin-like and transmembrane domains 3b
Exons: 5
Coding region: 1406-2800 (464 amino acids)
Molecular function (GO): protein binding
Source: RefSeq, a predicted model, not a curated record
ACUGAAAAAAUCAAUUAUUUUCUUUUAAUUUAGUCAACACCGAUGACUAAAGCAGAGAAAACUCUAUGAAGAUACAUUUUAUUUGGUGAAGUUUGAUUCAAUUUUAUUUAUACGACGCUUUUCACAACGUGCAUUGUUCCAAAGCAGCUUUACAGGAGAAAAAACAUGGUGUUUAUUGAUCAAGAUCAUAAAUGAUAUAUAAUAAAAGCAGUCUCCAGGUGAGCAAGCCAAUGAUAAAAUAUUGAGGAUGAGAGAAACCAGGCUCAGCAGGGAGGGCCAGGUCCCCCCUGACGUGUCACAGCUGCUUUCAGUGACUUUGAAUAAAAGUUACUGAGAACAUGUUUAUGAAAAUGAGGAGAGCUAUUAGUUUUGAUUUAUUUGUUGAAACGGUUUUUUUUCCUUGUUUUGUGAUCGAUAUGAGACAACAGAGAAAUGUUAUGGCAUAAUGUACCCGAGUGCAGCUAUAACUAUAACAGCUACUAAACUAAAGUUUAGCUUUAGAUACCAAGUAUUGUAAAUUUAGCAUUUAAUUAAAAGAGACUAAUCAGCGUUGCUGCUGUUCAUUAUUAUUAUUAUUUGCAUUUUAUGCAUUAAGUAAAUACUUGUUUGAAAACAUGUGUCUUUAAUCUAGAUUUUAAUUAGUUUAAAUCUUGGUGUUAUCAAAUGUCUGGAGUAUUGAUGUUAGAGAGUGUGAUGGGUUGUAGUGUGAUAGAAGCUCUGUUGUGUAUGUAGGGGCUAAACUAACCGUAAUUAAAAGAACUUUAAAGUCAAUAUGAUACUUAAUGGUUAGCCAGUGAAGGAAUGAUCAAAUUUGGGUUAUGUGAUCAUAUUUUCUGGACCUGGUUAGAACUCUGGCAGCUGAAUUCUGAACUAACUGUAGUUUGUUAGCGAUGAUGCGGGACAACCACUGAGUAGUGGAUUACAAUUUCUUCAAAAUCUUGAGGUCACAAAUGCAUUAGCUUUUCUGCGUCACAUAUUUUCUGCAUUUACAUAUUUUGUAAUUUGGCACCAUUUUUAAGGUGUAAGAAGGCUGUUUUGUGACAAAUAAUUCAUUCCACAAAAUAAACACCACUAUGAACCAUAGGCAGCUUACCUAAAAAAAACAAUUCAAAAUCACUUUAUGUAUUAAUGUGCCUUAGGCCUUAUUACAGUAGGACUCAUUGGAAUCUAAUGGUUCCCAUCUGCCAGAUAUCAUCCCACCAACAAAACCCAACUCAUAGUUUUGUUCAGCAGGCCAUCAACAGGGCACAUUUCUAGACAGUUGGUGUUGAUGUGCACCUCACUCAAGUAAUCUGAACUAAUCCUUUUAGUGUUUAAUCUGGUGUGGGAACGACACGUUUUUGCACACACAAGGAGUGCCACAUCUUUCCUGGACAGAAGUGUCUGAGAUACUUCAUGCGUAGCAAUGAAUCCCUUUCUAUUUGCUGAAUUCACUUUGUUUUGGUGUUUGGUUGCCUGUGCACAGAAUCCAACGUGCCCGUCUUUAUGCACGUGUGUUUUUCACGGUCGAAGCAAUAACAAGGAACUCAGAACUGUUCUGUGUAAGAACCCAGCCUUGACUGUCAUUCCACUAGAUCUCCCAAGUGAUACGGUCAAGUUUCGCCUGGAACGCACGUCUGUUUCAAGGAUAUUAAGAGGUGCUUUCUCUGGAAUGCCACAACUCCUUUAUCUGUGGCUCACGUAUAACUCCAUCACUGUUUUACAUCCAAGGAGUUUUACGAACCUGUCUUCCCUUCACGAGUUACGAUUAGACGGCAACCUUCUUUCCACCUUCCCCUGGGAGGGACUUAGGGACGUUCCACGCCUCCGAACCCUUGGAUUGCACAAUAACCGCCUGGCACGAAUCCCACCCUUGGCUGCGCGUUACCUAGGCAAUAUCACUUAUCUGGACCUCUCGAGCAACAGGCUGAACAUGCUGCCUAAUGAUCUGAUCGCUCUGUGGCCGCUGGUCUCGCUCAGCGAAACAAGUCCACCCCAGCGCUCUGUGGUUUUAGGUCUUCAGGAUAACCCGUGGGUGUGUGACUGCAGGCUUGCCUCCUUGCUCGAUAUUAGCAAGGCACCGGAGUCUUCCAUGGCCCUGCUGGAUCGGUUCCUAACGUGCAGUGGACCGCCAGGCCUCGCCGGAGUUCCCUUUCAAAGCGUGGAGCUCUCUCGUUGCCGCAGGCCAAACGCGGUGACCUCUGGCACAAAGAUCACAGCUCUGCUGGGGAGCAAUGUUCUGCUUCACUGUGACGCUACGGGACAUCCCACCCCCGCGCUUAUGUGGUUCAAAUCUGCCAGACCAAAUCAUUAUAACACAGGCUGUUGUAAGCAGUUUCAGAGCAGCAUGGAAACUGAAAGACUGCCCAGAAAACUCUCCGGCUAUGUCCAAGACUCUCAUGGAGUGGGAAUCCGUUGGUCAGCUGUCAGUCUUAAUGGAGUAUCCUAUAAAGAUGCAGGAGAGUAUCGAUGCAGAGCACAAAACAUGGCAGGGAUAUCAGAGGCCAUUGUGAGUCUGAAUGUGGUGGGCUUAAUGGCUGAAUAUGCAAACUCCCAGAAUACAGACCAACAGCAAACAGCUGCAAAAUCUAACUAUUCACAGAAGAAACCAAACCAAUCUAAAGUCUCUGCGUCUCCGUUACCUAAAAACAUUACGGGGCCUCUUUCAGCCUCAAAGAAAGUGAUAAACAUCCCUAAAAUCAACAGAGAUAAGAUGCAGAUGGACAGAGCAGAUGGUCACUUUUUGAUCUCUUUUGAUUCUGAGAUGCAUGAAAGACAAACACCUCACGUCUCAAUGUCCAUUCACACCGAGCUCAACUAGAAACACAGAAAGAAUUUUUUUUUCAAACUAUCUAAAGGAUCAUUCAUUACUUUGGUGUCAUUCCUCGAUUUUGUAUUUUAAUAACCACCAGGUGGCAGCUUUGAGCCGAAGACCGUUCACCAAAAACAACCUGUUAAUUUAGCUAACUUUGUAUUCUUUUAAUAAACACUGUAGUUGUACAUCAUCUGUUAUACAGAAAAUAAAAGCUGUAUGAAAGGAAUUGGUUUCAAAACAGUCUUAAAGGGCUAUUCCACCCAAAAUGAAAAUUCUGUCGUCGUUUACUCAACCUCAAAUUGUUCCAAAUCUGUAUAAUCUGUUCUGAUAAACACAAAGAAAGAUAUUUGGAAAAAUGUUUGCAAAUGACAUUUCGGGGACAUUGGUGACUACCAUAGUAGGAAAAAGUUGUGUAUAUUUUUUAUUUGUUCUGUGGAACACGAAGAUAUUUUGAAGAAUGUAGGAAAGCAAACAGUUCUGGGGCACUAUUGACUACCAUUUUAAUUUAGCCUACUAUGGUUGCCUAAGUGGCAAAGAUUAUUAUUUUGCUGACUUAUUAAGUUUAUAGUCCGUUAAAUAAUAGAGCGAUCAAAUUGAGUGUUGCAUUGUUUCUUUAAUCAGGCUCUGACACUUCGGUUUUAUGGAUUAUGGAUUAUGGAUCCUCAGACUCUUAGAUAAGGAAUUUACAGCACCAAUAUUUCCAGCUCUUGCUCACCACCUGUUGCAGACUGAUGAAAACAAGUCAAUGAAAAUGUCAGUUUUAUCAGAUUGGUUCUUUCAUGUCCUUGCUGCUCUGCUGUGAAGAUUUAACAACUACUUUGAGAACACCAUUCCUGUAAAGUAUUUUACAAUAUUCCUAAUGUAGUGUGUGUGUUUUCAAUGGAAACAUUUGUGAGAUUUUCUUUCAAAUGAAUGACAAGAUUUUAUGAUUGUUUGCAGGUAAUGUUUCAAACUCUAAUCUGUAUGUCAUCCACUAAUUGAAACAUGUGCCUCAAAUGACUAAACAUAACCAUUCAUCAAAAUUUGAAUGUUGCUUAAAUAUGGUUUCAUAAAAGACAUGCAGUGAGUUUUCCUGCAUGAUCUUUGUUGAUUACAGAGGGUUGUAAUUGUAAAGUUGCGGGUGAGUUGCUGUACUUAUAAAAAUAAAUUGAAAUUGCAUAACUUACUUCGAUGAGUUGAUGUAAAAACCUGUAAAAAUUUUAAAUAGUAAGUUGAAAUAAUAUGUUGAGCAAA